ACAUUUACUCGACAUUGGAGCGAUUUCAUCAUUCUGGUCUUCUCGCAUUACGGGCUGUCCAUGCUUGUUCUUCUACGCGGGGCUGCUGCAUCCGCACUGCUGAGGACCACCGGCCACAUUCCCUCCCUUUGCUCGGUGCUGCAGGCCCAGUCUAUACGAUUGGAUCACCUCCGGAACCGUCCCUUUUCCACGUCGGCCCGCCUUUGGAGGACGAACAAGAAGAAAAGCUUGUGGCAGCAGCUGGAAGAAGGACGAACAACCAUGGACGGCGACAUGGAGAAAAUCCUCGCUCCUUUGAGGCUAGCAGUCAAGGAACAGGGGGAUCUGGUGCGCCAGAUGAAGCAGGAUGGUGCUCCUGACGUGGACAUAACCAAAGCGGUGGCUGAACUCAAAGCAAGAAAGCGGAAUCUGGAGGCCAAGGAGCUGGCGUUACAACCCAAAGACGACAUUGUUGACAGAACCAAGAUGGAAGACACCUUAAAGAGGCGUUUCUUUUAUGAUCAGGCUUUUGCUAUUUACGGAGGGGUGAGCGGCCUCUAUGACUUUGGGCCGGUGGGUUGCGCUUUGAAGAACAACAUCUUGCAGGCGUGGAGGCAGCACUUUAUCCAAGAGGAACAGAUCCUGGAGAUCGAUUGCACCAUGCUAACUCCAGAGCCCGUCCUUAAGACAUCAGGGCAUGUAGACAAGUUUGCUGACUACAUGGUGAAAGAUGUCAAGAAUGGCGAAUGCUUCAGGGCGGAUCACCUACUCAAAGCGCAUCUCCAGAAGAUGAUGGCUGACAAGAAGUGUACUGCAGAGAAAAAGGCAGAGAUGGAGAAUGUCAUCACACAGAUGGACAACUACACCCAGCAAGAGUUAACCGACCUUUUUGUCAAGUGCAACGUCAAGUCCCCCACCACAGGAAAUGACCUCACGCCUCCCAUCUCCUUUAACCUCAUGUUCCAGACCUCCAUCGGGCCAGGGGGAAACAUGCCAGGCUACCUGAGGCCUGAAACAGCUCAGGGAAUCUUCCUCAACUUCAAGCGACUGUUGGAGUUCAACCAGGGAAAACUCCCCUUCGCUGCUGCUCAGAUAGGAAACUCUUUCAGGAAUGAAAUCUCGCCUCGCUCCGGACUCAUCCGCGUCAGAGAGUUCACCAUGGCUGAGAUCGAGCACUUUGUGGACCCCAGUGAGAAAGUCCACCCCAAGUUCUCCAAUGUGGCCGACCUGGAGAUUCUUUUGUACUCCUCCAGGGCUCAGACCAGCGGCCAAUCUGCACAUAUCAUGAGGCUUGGAGAUGCUGUGGAGCAGGGUGUGGUCAACAACUCCGUCCUGGGGUAUUUCAUCGGUAGGAUCUACCUCUAUCUCACCAAAGUGGGAAUAGCCAAAGACAAGCUGCGUUUCCGCCAGCACAUGGACAACGAGAUGGCCCACUAUGCAUGCGACUGUUGGGAUGCCGAAACCAAAACAUCUUACGGUUGGAUUGAGAUUGUGGGGUGCGCUGACCGCUCCUGUUUUGACCUGAAAUGUCACGCCCAAGCCACCAAGGUGCCCCUGGUUGCCGAAAAGCCACUUAAAGAACCCAAAGUCGUAAACGUAGUCCAGUUUGAGCCCAACAAAGGAGUCAUCGGCAAGGCUUACAAAAAGGAUGCCAAGAUUGCCAUGGAGUACCUGGCUUCAUGCGAUGAGUGUUUCAUUGCAGAAAAGGAGCAACUUCUCAAUGAGACUGGAGAGUUCACCAUCGAGGUGGAGGGAAAGACAUUCAAACUGACCAAAGACAUGGUGGCCGUGAAGCGAUUCCAGAAGACACUACAUGUGGAGGAAGUGGUCCCGAAUGUCAUCGAGCCUUCGUUCGGUAUCGGUAGAAUCAUGUACACCAUCUUUGAGCACACCUUCCAUGUCAGAGAGGGCGACGAACAAAGGACUUUCUUCAGCUUCCCUGCGACUGUUGCACCAUACAAAUGUUCAAUUCUGCCUUUGAGUCAAAACCAAGAGUUUGUGCCAUUCGUGAAGCAGCUUUCCGAGGCCAUGACCAGAAAUGGUGUCUCCCACAAGGUGGAUGACUCCGCAGGGUCCAUCGGGAGACGAUACGCCCGGACGGAUGAGAUCGGUGUGGCGUUUGGCAUCACCAUUGAUUUCGACACAGUCAACAAGACGCCUCACACCGCUACCCUCAGGGAUCGUGACUCUAUGCGGCAGAUCCGUGCCGAGGUGAACGAGCUGCCUGUGAUCAUUCGGGAUUUGGCCAACGGUACGCUGACCUGGGCAGAUGUGGAAACAAAGUAUCCCACCUUUGAAGGACAGGAGACCAGCAAGAGGGACGCAGUUGAGGAGUGAAGCAUACUCUUCUGCCCGAUGUAGGAAGAAAGAAAAAAAAUCCACAGACUUCUGUUGCAUUUGCAUCACCCAGGAAGAUCAUCACUCAGCUUGUAUUGAUCACGUCCACAAGGAGGAACAGCAUUUGGACCAUGUAUGAACACCACGUCUUAUGUGUUUCUAAAAAGGGAGAAACUGUUAUCCGGUUGUCUUCGACUGAAGGAAGAUGCCGCUAUUCAACUUUUCCGGCCGACCAGAUAUAUAUCUAGCGCUCAAUAAAAAACCGCCAGCACUUACUGGACAUGUGCAUACCACUUUCAAAAGGUUCUCUCCUUUUACAGUGUUAAUAGCAAAUAAUCCCAAGAUAAUAUGUAAAUUCUAGCAAGUUUUGGAAUGUCUGAGGAAACCGGAGUAUCUUAAACAACAUGCAAACCCUGUGUAAUGGCCAGAGCAGUGAUUUGCAGUAAUAAGAACAAUGAGACUUCGAGGCAAAUCGACUGACCACUAAUUUUGUUGUGCUGCCCACAAAAACGUAAAUACAAUACAGUUUAUCUUGAA
This is a messenger RNA of Corythoichthys intestinalis (scribbled pipefish), 2853 nucleotides long. Its product is annotated as glycine--tRNA ligase-like. The transcript is spliced from 17 exons. Bases 61 to 2316 code for a protein of 751 amino acids. Gene Ontology annotation, cellular component: cytoplasm; mitochondrion. The record is from RefSeq and is a predicted model, not a curated record. NCBI's taxonomy places the organism in Eukaryota, Metazoa, Chordata, Actinopteri, Syngnathiformes, Syngnathidae. Gene Ontology annotation, molecular function: ATP binding; glycine-tRNA ligase activity. Gene Ontology annotation, biological process: mitochondrial glycyl-tRNA aminoacylation.